This is a messenger RNA of Marchantia polymorpha subsp. ruderalis, 2410 nucleotides long. NCBI's taxonomy places the organism in Eukaryota, Viridiplantae, Streptophyta, Marchantiopsida, Marchantiales, Marchantiaceae. The record is from the annotation of a GenBank genome assembly.
CCGUAGACUGCCACCGCGUCGUCGCUGUCCAUGCGCGCUGAGCCGGCUUCUCGCAAGCGGGGCUCGGUGGGAAUGGCCGUGCGUGAUCGCAGCCCUCGAGAGAUUGCAGAGCAGCGAGCCGAGAAAUUGUUUCGCCGGCGUGGAAGACAACGCCGUGGUCGCCGAUGGAUUAUCGAGCGAGCUUGCUCUGCGGAAUCACCAGUGCCCGGACAUGGGGGCUGUCAAGCCCUGCGACCUUGAGCAAGAUCAGCAAGACGUGCGAGGAUAUGAGAUUACUUCCCUAGUAUUCACGACGAGCUGGGGCAACUGUGUUUGACUGGGAUUCCGCGUGCGAAGAUAUACGACAUGGCUCUGGUGUGCAAGAAGUGGAAGGCGCAUCUGCUGCACCCGGAGCUGUACAAGGCUAGAAGGCUGCAAUCCGUUCGCGAAGAUUGGGUGAUUAUUUUAGGAGUGACGAAUGUCGAUAAGAAAUGGCGGGCGUAUCGACCCACCGUGAACGAUUGGGUGGUGAUACCACCGUGCCCUAGCGAUUUCGUGGUUCACACGUGCGACAAGGAGAGCAUGGUGGCCGGGCUGAACUUGAUGGUCCUAGGGCAAGGCGGAGAUGGAUACGUAGUGUGGAGAUUCGACACCAUCAGGAGUGCGUGGUCGACGACUCCGAAAAUGCAUACUGAUCGGUGUCUAUUCGGCUCGGCCAGCUUCGGACAAUUUGCCUACUUCGCCGGAGGUAGGAGUCGAAGGAGUCUUCUGAAGUCGGUCGAGAGGUACAACUCCGAAACCGACUCAUGCUGCCUGACAUGAACACGGAGAGGAAGUGCUGCUCGGGAUUUGUGAUGGACGGCAAGUUCCACGUCAUUGGCAGUCAACAACAGUCGAUCAUACUCAAUUCGGGAGAGGUGUAUGACCCGGCGAUGAAAACCUGGAAUCUAAUUGAGGACAUGUGGCCCAAGAAGUUCGUCCCGAGCACCCAAGUCGCGCCACCUUUGAUCGCCGUCCUGAACAAUCAGCUGUAUGGCAUCAACAUCAUCGAGAACAUGUUGAUGUCCUACGACAAGGAGAAGAACCAGUGGCAACUCCUGGAGAAGGUUCCUCAUCGGGCCGAGAACACCAAUGGUUGGGGCCUGGGCUUCAAAGCCGUGGGCGACGAGUUGUUCGUGAUCGGCGGUGCGCGAGGGGUCGGCCUGUUUUUACCACAGAUUCAUGCAUACAGUCCGAAGGCGGAAGGCAGUGAGAGAUGGAGCAUCAUCGGAGUCGCGAGAGGUGGUAUUAUGCGGGAUGGCACUCGUGGUGGGUCGUUUUCUCUGAAGUAAGAGCUGGGACCAAUGAUUCGCGAUGGCGAAAGGAGGUCCAUACCUUGCUCUUUAUUUGUGGGGAUUCAUGCUGGUUUUGUCACUCGGGAUGAUGGCUAUUUAUCCCGUUCUCAUUGCCCGACUGUUUAACAAGUUCACUCCACUGCCCGAAGGAGAGCUGAGGGCAAAAAUCGAAAAGCUGGCGUCAUUACUAAAGUUUCCCUUGAAGAAGCUGUUUGUCAUUGACGGAUCCACAAGAUCUAGCCAUAGCAAUGCAUACAUGUAUGGUUUUUUCAACAGCAAGCGCAUUGUGCUUUAUGAUACACUUAUACAACAGUGUAAGGAGGAAGAGGUCGUAGCAGUUCUCGCACAUGAACUUGGCCACUGGCAGCUUAGUCAUACCAUGUAUUCCUUUCUAGCCAUGCAGGUUCUUACGCUGUUGCAAUUCGGCGGUUAUACAUUAGUUCGCAAUUCAACUGAUCUUUUCCGAAGUUUUGGUUUCUCAACCCAGCCUGUUCUUAUUGGCCUCGUGUUAUUCCAGCAUACAAUCAUGCCCUUGCAACAUCUUGUUAGCUUUGGCCUCAACCUGGUCAGCAGGGAAUUCGAGUUUCAGGCCGAUGCAUUCGCAAGGAAGCUUGGUUACGCAGAUUCUUUGCGAGGCCUCAUCAAGUUACAAGAGGAAAGCCUUUCAGCAAUGAACACAAAUCCCUGGUACUCAGCAUAUCACUACUCUCAUCCACCGCUUGUCGAACGGCUCCAGGCUCUUGACAAGUACACAAAGAAGGACGAAUGAUGGAAUCACGUCUGGAGAGGAAGCACCAGAGUUGUAGCGUCAGCUAUUAGAGCUUCAUUUGAAAUCGUCCAGCGGACAUAUGUACACAAGAGAAAAUUAUUUGGAAUUGUGCACGGAUGACAGGGAUCUGGUGACUUCACCAGAGUAUAUCAUAUGAGUAGAACAUCACACCUUAGGCUGCUUGGGACUUUGGUAGGUGGCUUUACCUCAUUGGUAAGAUGGGCCAGCAGUUCUUGUUCAAGGGAGAGCUGUGAUCAAUGAUCUUGUCUUGAACUUGUCAACACGAAUCUGCACUUUCGCACUUGUUCCACAUUCAUGUGCUCCUGUG